AUGCCGCCGCCGAGCUCCGCCUCGCACGGGCUCCCGAGCGAGAUUCUCGAGAUGCUUGGCCGGGUGCAAGACCAGGCCAUGAUCUUCUCCUUCACCGUGGACGAAAAUAACGAGAACGCUCGCUUUCCUUACGCCUCGCCGGGAGCGCAGGCCGUUUACGGCGUGUCUGCUGAGGAGGUGAUGAGUGACGCUAUGGAGCUCGUCGGAAGGAUCCACGACGAUGACCAGCGUAGCUACUUUUCUUCCGUGGAGGAGUCUUGGAAGCAGCUAUCCGAGUGGAACUUCACGUGGCGCUCUCGCUUCCCCGGCUACCCGAAUAACUACAAGUGGCUCAAGGCCAGCUCAAUGCCAAAGCGGCUUCCCAACGGGCACACCAUCUGGUAUGGCGCGGUGUAUGACGCGGACGCCGAAACGAGGCUUGGGGACUCGGAGAAGCGGCAGACCGAGUCGGCCGCUUCCAACCGUCUUUUGCAGUCGGAGAAUGACUCCAUCUCCAACAAGCGCGUGUACGAGUCCUCCAAGUCGUUCGGCGAGUAUUUCCAGCUCGGCGGCGAGAAGCGCUUCCUCGACACCGUCGAUGACGGGGCGGUCCUGCGGGAGCUGCUGGCGGCGGCGCGGCACGAGAUGCAGCCGAUACGCGACCUGGCCGUCUUCAAGCCGACGCACAGCAGCAACGAGCGGACGCUGCGCUGCCGUGCGGUCGAUCUCUCCGGCGUCGAGGGCUUCACGAGCGUGCUCGUGGCGGAGAAGGACCGGCAGGUUGCGGCCAAGCUGCAGCACGAGGACAAGAACUUGCACAAGUCGCACGAAUUCCAGAGCCCCGAGCUCAAGAAGGUGUGGCUCGACCUUGAGGCGGUGCGCGAGCACUCGUUCGAGGCGAUACGGCAGGCCAAGGCCACGCUGGCCACGAUGCAGACCCGCUCGAAGCGCGCGCAGGAGGACGCGCACUUGCGCAUCAUGAUCUUCCAGAUGGCCGCGCAGGAGUACGUGCCGCUCUCCUUGCCGGUCGACGUCGUCGCGAGCGUGGUAGCUGAGUUUGGCGCCGACGCGGGCGUGUGCGUGCAGCUCGACUGGCACCUGCUGCGGUACGCGCUCGAGAAUGCCGUCUCCAACGCGCGCAAGUACGGCACCGACAUGGAGAUCGAGCUCGCCAUCGAGUACCACGAGCCCACCCUCGUCAUGCAGGUCUCCAACGCGGCCGACCCGCAAAAGCAGGCGCAGCUGAUCGCGCGGCAUGGCACCAACGCGACGCGGCUGCUGCACCACCGCGGUAACACGGGCGGCGCGCACAGCACCAACCUCGGCGGCCAGGCGAUGCGCGACGUGGCGCGGCUGCUCCGCGGCUCUGUCUCGCUGCAGCUGCUGCCGGCGGCCUCUCGGCUACACCUCGAAGCGACCCAGCCGCUGCUCGUCUACUUCAUCGACGACGAGCCGACGAUGCGGAUGGUGUACGGCAGCUGGGUGCGAUCGCCAUCUCCGCUCCACCCCGACUCGAAGGUCUUCCCGCCGCCGGACUUGCCGGCGGCGGAGACGGACGAGGCGAUGCGCGGCUUCGCGGGGCACGUGCUCGCGGCGCGGCCGCGGCCGAGCUGCGUGGUGCUCGACCAGAACUUGCGCAGCCAGGUGAUGCGACGCGAGAACGCCACGACCGGCACCGAGAUUGCGACCGCGCUGCGCGCCGGCGGCUACAAGGGGUCGAUCGUCAUCCGCUCGGCCAACGUCUCUCAGAAGGUGAUCAACGAGUACCUCAGCGCGGGCGCGAGCGCCGUCAUGCAGAAGGACGAGCCGCGGGAGAGGCUCGUGCAGCUGAUCGUCGAGGCGGGCGGCGCGCUGCCGAAGGAGUUCGCGUCCGACUCGGAGCAGGAGGCGGGCCUGCUGGUCGGCGAACACGAGGGCAUCUGGGGCUCGGUCUCCGACGCGGAGGAGCGCGCCGCCAUCCUCUCCGAGUUUCGGCGCGGCGUGCGGCGGACGCUCGACGAUCUGCUCGCGCUGCUUGACGCGCGGGACGUGGGCGCGCUGCCCGACGAGCUGCACCACUUGCUCGGCCAGUGCCGCGCCGUGGGUGCGCGGCGCAUCCAGCUCGCCGUCGGCAAGUGCAAGUCCGCGUUCGACUACGGCAAGCUGGUCGGGCUCGAGGAGCUGCUCGCGGAGACGUUUGAGGCGAUGGACGCGCGGUGCGGCGGCGAGCCGCUCGAGUCGACCGCGGCGCAGUGCUCGCAUGCAAAGCAGCUGGCCGAUCGGCUGGCGCCCCUGGUCGGCGGGCCGCCCGACAAGUCUCCGCCCUCGGCCACUCCUUCCAAGCACUCCUCGGUGCUGCCGCCGUCGCAGCCGCUGCAGAGGCCGCAGCGCGACAACACGGAUGCGCUGCCGCUCGUCAACUGGGAGAUUGCGCGCGCGCUGGGCGACGCGCUCAACGCGGCCUGCGUCGAGUGCGAGUCGACCCUCGAGAAGCUACAUAAGGCGCUGGUCUCGUGCGGCGAGCAGUGCGAGCUGCUGCUGCGAUCGCUCGUCGGCUGCUGCGAGCAGAUCGGCGCCACGCGCAUGGCACGGCUCGUCGUCGACUUCGAGUCGCGCCAUACCGAAUUCGGGCCGCUGCAGCUCGACGCGCUGAGGACGCUCCACGCGGAGACCCUGUCGGCGCUGAGCGCGCCGGAGGGUCUCCUCGCGGCCAGCGCCUCCGCCUUGCGCGGUACGACCCUGUCGGAGCUGAGCGCGCCGGAGGGUCUCCUCGCGGCCGGCGCCUCCGCCUUGCGCGGUACGAGUCCGCCACGGACAAGCCGUCUGAAGCCCGCGGAGGAGGGGCUCUUCGUUGCCGUCGUCGACGACUCCGCCUUCUCGCGCAAGAUCUUCGAGGCCACGCUGCUUCCGGCGCUGGGCGCUGACGCGCAGCGCAGCAAGGCGAUCGGCGGGACAAAGGAGGAGCAGGUCGGUUUCAUCAGCUUUGCGCUCGGCCUCGUCGACGCGUCGCUGCACGACUUGCCGCCGCCGCACAGGCAGGCGGAUGUGGUCCUCAUCGACGAGAACCUCGCCUUGGACGGCGAGGUGCACCUUUCUGGCUCGUACGUCUUGGCGCGGCUCCGAGAGCAGGGGUACGUUGGAGUGGCGUGCCUUGCGAGCAGCUGCGACCGCGAGCAGCUUAAGCGCCUGAUGGCGGUGCCGGGCGUGGACCUGGUCUCUCCCAAGCCGUUCCACGCCUCUGCGCUCGCGGCGGCGCUGCUCAAGGCGCACGAGGUCAAGCAGCUGGUGACGAGCGCUCACGCUACGCAGGAGAAGCGUGCGCCGUUCGCCGAGAAGCUGGUCAGCCUCACCCACUUGGAAGGGCUGCCGCACUCGUCCAUCCGCAGCCUGAUGGACGUGGCCUACAACAACGCGACCGAGCCCUCCUCCCACAGCUCGGCGGGGAAGCGACCGAGGUUCCUGUCGGCCUCGUCCGUCUACGCCAAGUUGGCGCAGCUGGAGAAGCGCUUCCAGCAGAGCGAGAGCACCGACCAGGUCUGCCACAGCCUCAAGGGGGUGGCGAAGACCGCCGGCGCCUGCCGGCUGGCCAAGGAGGUGCAGGCCUUCUCCGCCAACCCCACCACCGCGGGCAUUGCCCAGAUGUGGUCCCUGCUGGACGCGACGCGGAGCAAGCUACUGGCUACUGGGUAUCUCUCGCUGCCAUCCGACCCGGUAUCGCCCACGCUGCCGCACAUUGCUCACAGGUGGAAGAAGAACCAUUCAAGCUUUAGCGCUUAGGGGCCCGGUGGUGUGGGAGCGGCGGUUACAGGGGCGCCCGCAUGUGUGUUAAGUAGUAGAGUGACAGGCGCAUGUGUGUAUGUGUGUCUAGUAGUACUGUACUCUAGUUAAGUACUGUUGAGUUGUCGUAUGUCGACUUGUGUCUUGUGUGUCCAGAUGUACGGCUUUUUAGUAAAGGCUUCCGAGCGGUUCCGUACCGCGUGU
Molecule: messenger RNA, 3939 nt
Organism: Emiliania huxleyi CCMP1516
Lineage: Eukaryota; Haptophyta; Isochrysidales; Noelaerhabdaceae
Exons: 7
Coding region: 1-3735 (1244 amino acids)
Biological process (GO): phosphorelay signal transduction system
Source: RefSeq, a predicted model, not a curated record